Molecule: messenger RNA, 3099 nt
Organism: Homo sapiens (human)
Lineage: Eukaryota; Metazoa; Chordata; Mammalia; Primates; Hominidae
Gene: DARS1
Product: aspartyl-tRNA synthetase 1
Exons: 15
Coding region: 459-1664 (401 amino acids)
Biological process (GO): aspartyl-tRNA aminoacylation; tRNA aminoacylation for protein translation
Cellular component (GO): synapse; cytoplasm; cytosol
Molecular function (GO): nucleic acid binding; aspartate-tRNA ligase activity; aminoacyl-tRNA ligase activity
Source: RefSeq, marked reviewed
GAGACCCUGCGCGCGGCCGCCAGCGCUCCGGGAUCUCGAGAUAGCCGCAGCUCUCGCGAUCUUUCUGGAGCCGCACCUCCACGCGGAGUCCGAGCGCGUGUGCUGAGACCCCAGGGUCGGGAGGGCGGAGACUGGGAGGGAGGGAGAAGCCCCUUUGGCCUGCCUUACGGAAGCCUGCGAGGGAGGGUGGUGUCCACUGCCCAGUUCCGUGUCCCGAUGCCCAGCGCCAGCGCCAGCCGCAAGAGUCAGGAGAAGCCGCGGGAGAUCAUGGACGCGGCGGAAAUCGAGUUUUGGUUCGGGUUAGAGACUUGACAAUACAAAAAGCUGAUGAAGUUGUUUGGGUACGUGCAAGAGUUCAUACAAGCAGAGCUAAAGGGAAACAGUGCUUCUUAGUCCUACGUCAGCAGCAGUUUAAUGUCCAGGCUCUUGUGGCGGUGGGAGACCAUGCAAGCAAGCAGAUGGUUAAAUUUGCUGCCAACAUCAACAAAGAGAGCAUUGUGGAUGUAGAAGGUGUUGUGAGAAAAGUGAAUCAGAAAAUUGGAAGCUGUACACAGCAAGACGUUGAGUUACAUGUUCAGAAGAUUUAUGUGAUCAGUUUGGCUGAACCCCGUCUGCCCCUGCAGCUGGAUGAUGCUGUUCGGCCUGAGGCAGAAGGAGAAGAGGAAGGAAGAGCUACUGUUAACCAGGAUACAAGAUUAGACAACAGAGUCAUUGAUCUUAGGACAUCAACUAGUCAGGCAGUCUUCCGUCUCCAGUCUGGCAUCUGCCAUCUCUUCCGAGAAACUUUAAUUAACAAAGGUUUUGUGGAAAUCCAAACUCCUAAAAUUAUUUCAGCUGCCAGUGAAGGAGGAGCCAAUGUUUUUACUGUGUCAUAUUUUAAAAAUAAUGCAUACCUGGCUCAGUCCCCACAGCUAUAUAAGCAAAUGUGCAUUUGUGCUGAUUUUGAGAAGGUUUUCUCUAUUGGACCAGUAUUCAGAGCGGAAGACUCUAAUACCCAUAGACAUCUAACUGAGUUUGUUGGUUUGGACAUUGAAAUGGCUUUUAAUUACCAUUACCACGAAGUUAUGGAAGAAAUUGCUGACACCAUGGUACAAAUAUUCAAAGGACUUCAAGAAAGGUUUCAGACUGAAAUUCAAACAGUGAAUAAACAGUUCCCAUGUGAGCCAUUCAAAUUUUUGGAGCCAACUCUAAGACUAGAAUAUUGUGAAGCAUUGGCUAUGCUUAGGGAAGCUGGAGUCGAAAUGGGAGAUGAAGACGAUCUGAGCACACCAAAUGAAAAGCUGUUGGGUCAUUUGGUAAAGGAAAAGUAUGAUACAGAUUUUUAUAUUCUUGAUAAAUAUCCAUUGGCUGUAAGACCUUUCUAUACCAUGCCUGACCCAAGAAAUCCCAAACAGUCCAACUCUUACGAUAUGUUCAUGAGAGGAGAAGAAAUAUUGUCAGGAGCUCAAAGAAUACAUGAUCCUCAACUGCUAACAGAGAGAGCUUUACAUCAUGGAAUUGAUUUGGAGAAAAUUAAGGCUUACAUUGAUUCCUUCCGCUUUGGAGCCCCUCCUCAUGCUGGUGGAGGCAUUGGAUUGGAACGAGUUACUAUGCUGUUUCUGGGAUUGCAUAAUGUUCGUCAGACCUCCAUGUUCCCUCGUGAUCCCAAACGACUCACUCCUUAAAUUCACACUUUGCCACUUAACUCCAGUGUGGAUGACAGAGCGAGACCCUGCCUCAAAAAAAAAAAAAAAAAAAGAAAGCCACACUUAUUCUUUUCAGUAACCUGCUAGUGCACAGGCUGUACUUUAGGUACUUAAAAUAUGCACUAGAAUAAAUUUGCAAGGCCCUAAAAUAUCACUGUUAUUUUUGGAGUAAUUCAGUAUAGGUUCGUUUAAAAGAGAUUUUUAUAACUUCAGACAUGCAUCAGUAGGAAAUAACUUGAGAAAUUCAUAUGGUUAUGUUACAAAUUCAUAUUCUGUUACUACAGUAAACGUUAAGAGUUUUAAACAGUUAAGAUUGUACAAUUUUUCUUCUUUUCUAUAUUACAAGGGCCCCAGUGUUAAUGUCUUAGAUUUUCAGUAUUUGAACUUAUUUUUUUAAAUUCUGUCAUUGAGAUAAGAAUAAUUCAGGUAGCAUCUGAAAUUUUAAUGAAUGUAUAAUUGGCAUAUCAUGGAAAAUUAACCAGAAAGUAUCAGUUCUUAAAAGUUAUGCCUAGAAAUUAUGUAAAGCUAAACUACUGGUUAGAAAGUAUUCAGUGUAAUAUUGUAUUAAUUUGUUAAAUUCUAAACUUGAAUUUCAAUAAAAUUUUAAAGCUAAUUGUAGUUUUUGUGUAACUUUGUGGCCAACUGAUUUUGUAAGUGGUGCUAGGCAUUCAUAAUUUGGUAAAAGAAAAAAUACACAACUAGUUUAUAUAAAUAAAGACUAAUAUGUUGUCAACAUGUAUUCAUUUCAGGAUAUUAGUUUAGAUGGGCGUAGGGAUAGAGCUCUUAAAGUUGACAGCUUGGGUCGGUUGACAGAGUUCAUUUCACAUGGGUUAAAAUAUAUUGCAGAAUUUUGUUUGAUUUUUAACUGGAAUGGUACUGAUACUUAGUGAAUGUCAGUAAAAUCCAGUCCCAUCUUAUCCGUCAAAAAGAAAUUUUUGUGUAAGAAUUAGUUAGAAACACUUUCCCUCUAGAUUAUUACAAAUGUUGAUGCUAAUGUUAAUUUUACAUGACCACAAAUAUUGGGGAGGAACAAAACAUAACAUAUUUUUGUACAGGAAGAAAAAAUUACAUGCAGAAAAAUAUGAGGGUCAAAAAGUUAGGAAGUUACCCCUGGACCACGAACAUCUGCCCAUUAUGUUUGAAAGUUAAAGGGGGUGUUUACCAUCUAUAUUGUACAGUCUUUGAAAGUUUAGAUUCAGUUCUUAUUUUUUUCUUUCAUAUCCUACCAGAAUACCUUAAAUAUAGAAGGCACCCCAAAAGUAUUUCAUAAUUUAAUCCACAGCAAGAAUAAAAUAUCCAUCUUCUAUAGUGUGUAAUUGCUAGACCCUAAAAUAGUACAAUAAUAUUGGCCCUAGAGCUGUUCUUAAUUUCAUGUAAUUAUAGCUUGUUUCAAAAUAAAGUUUGUAAAGUCUUA